This is a messenger RNA of Closterium sp. Yama58-4, 1545 nucleotides long. The record is from the annotation of a GenBank genome assembly. Lineage: Eukaryota; Viridiplantae; Streptophyta; Zygnematophyceae; Desmidiales; Closteriaceae.
AUGGGGAAGCGAGAGGACAACGAUUCGACCAACCUUCCGCUCGUAAAAGUGGGUCGGUUCGGGCGCGUGACGGUGGCGGAGCAGGGCGCGGAGGACCGCGACGCGGCGGCGUACAAGCGGCUCAUGGCGCUCAUGAAGGAGGAGGCGCGACCCAUCGGGUACCUGCACGGCCGCGGAGCGCUGGACCAUGACGACCUGAACUACCUGCGGGAGCACAUCCGCGCAGAGGAGGAGACGGAGAAGCUAAGGCAGCACUCAGAGAAGAGGGCCUUCGCUGCUCUUAAGAUACGCCCCUUCCCUGCCAUUAUCUGCCCUUUCUUCCUUUCUCCACCACCCUGUCUCUCUUUCUCUGUAACCUGCCGCUCCCCCGCAGCACCGCCUAAAGCAUCUCUCCCCAACAGGCAAAAGACACUCCUUAAAGCAAUCGUUGAACUUCGCUGCGCCGUGAGUCGCGGAGGCUCGGCCAUGGCUACCCCGGAGCAGCUGGUGCUGGAGCUUAGCAUUCCCGAGCAGCGGGAGAACGCGCUUCUGGAUCUUAGCAAAAGACGGGAGGCGUAUCCCGACCUCGCGUUGCUUCUGUGGCACAGCUGCGGUACAAUCACAACGCUUCUACAGGAGGUGGUGGCGAUAUACCCCAUGCUAUCACCGCCCACGCUGACAGCGGGGGCAUCCAACCGCGCGUGCAACGCGCUCGCCGUGCUGCAGUGCGUCGCCUCGCACCCUGAGACGCGCGUGCUCUUCCUCAACGCGCACAUACCGCUGUACCUGUACCCUUUCCUGAACACGGUCAGCAAGACGCGCCCCUUUGAGUACCUGCGCCUCACGUCCCUGGGCGUCAUUGGCGCGCUAGUCAAGGUGGACGAUACAGACGUGGUCAACUUCCUCCUCUCAACGGAGAUCAUCCCUCUGUGUCUGCGCACCAUGGAGAUGGGGUCGGAGCUCUCAAAGACAGUGGCCACCUUCAUAGUGCAGAAGAUCCUGCUCGACGACGUGGGGCUGGCUUACAUCUGCGCCACUGCUGAGAGGUUCUUCGCUGUGAGCGCCGUGCUAGGCAACAUGGUACAAUUACUGGCAGAGCACCCAUCCGUCCGUCUCCUAAAGCACAUCAUCCGCUGCUACCUGCGUCUCUCCGACAACCCCCGCGCGGGCGAGGCCCUGCGCACCUGCCUGCCCGACCUGCUCCGAGACGCCACCUUCUCGGCGUGCCUGCGCGACGACGUCACCACACGCCGAUGGCUCGCGCAGCUCCUCAUCAACGUCGGCCCGCCGCUGCACCAGGGUGGAGGCGGAGGGGGCGGGGGAGUGGGAGGGGCUCCCCCUGGGCCCCCCCAGGCGCUGCAUGGCGGGGGGGGAAAUCCCGUGCAUGGGGGGCCGGGGGUGCUGCACUCGUCGUCGCCGUCACCACUCCAUGGGACCUCUUCUCCAAUGCAUGGUGCACAGCGGCCGGGGCAGAUGGGGGGACCCAUGGGGGUAGUGGGGGGCAUGGGCGGAGGUGUGGGAGGAAUGGGCCUUCCCCCCAUGGACACGCUUCCCCCUGUGAACUGA